Molecule: messenger RNA, 2600 nt
Organism: Cryptococcus deneoformans JEC21
Lineage: Eukaryota; Fungi; Basidiomycota; Tremellomycetes; Tremellales; Cryptococcaceae
Product: amino acid transporter, putative
Exons: 11
Coding region: 57-2435 (792 amino acids)
Biological process (GO): amino acid transmembrane transport
Cellular component (GO): vacuolar membrane
Molecular function (GO): amino acid transmembrane transporter activity
Source: RefSeq, a predicted model, not a curated record
UCAUUUCCUGCUCAUUACAAUUCACACCCCGCCCAUAGCCGCUCCGCCAAAGUACUAUGUCCCCACCUCAAGGAAAGGGUGUACCGGUUCCUAACCUUGGCCUGAAGCACGAGUCAAAGAAGAAGGGACAUGUCAUGCAGAGCUCAUUGGAACUUGUUUUCAGUUAUUCUCGGUCACAGCAAAUGCAUUAUGGAUCACGAUCAGCUCCCUCUUUCCUAGACGACAGUUCAUUUCGAGGCGAUCAAUUUGAUGUUGAUGACUACGAUGAGGAUCAAAAUUACAACGAUAUCUACGACGGGAUAGAGAGAACUGGAGAGGAGCAGUUUGAAGGUAGAGAUUUGAGUGGCAGAUUGGAAGAUCUGAAAGUGGCUGGCGCUAUUUCUGAAGCAAAUGAAGAUGGUAGCACGCAAGAAGAGCUUGGACAAGACUCGCACAUUACGAGACGAUCAUCCGACGAACCGGCGUUCUUCCACUCCGACUCUGUGCCUAUAUCACCCAUUUCCCAACUUCAACCGUCGGUGAACCAAGGCGCCAAAGUAAACACACUCCUUCCAGAUGGUAUCGGGCCGAUUCAAGGGCUCUUUUUGGCUGCUAUGCCAUCUCCCCGACUUGCACCCGUUCUUCCACAUCCCGGAUCGCUCGACACUUCAUAUUGUACAGAGGCGGGACCAUCAUCUAAUCCACGUACAUCCAAGCGAUGGAACAGUCAUAGUAGGGGUGAUUCGAACCCGAUGGAGAUUAGAGAAUCUGCUGCUCUAGUAUCUUCAUCCCCACAAUACCAUGGCAAAGGCAAGAGUGCAGAGAAUCGGCCUUUGCUGGAUGGUCGGCCGACAGAAGGGUAUGCUUCGAUACAGUCGCAAAAGGAGAUAAGACGAAAGUCAAAUAGAAGAAAGCGAAGCGAAGAUGGCCAGAGCACAGAAGGACAAACCCUGUUCAACGCGACGGCAGUACUAGUUGGUAUAGGUCUCCUCUCCCUUCCACUUGCUUUCGCAUAUGCCGGAUGGAUAGGAGGUACGAUCAUGCUUCUCGGCUUCGGGUGGCUGACUUGCUAUACGGCGAAGCUACUGGCGAGACUGAUCAGAGCCGACGGAAGAAUGAUGGGAUAUACAGACAUUGGUCUGCGAGCUUUCGGCAGUUGGGCGGGUGCGGGUAUAAAUCUAUUAUUCUGCAUGGAGCUCUUUGCAUUAGGUGUUGCCCUAGUUCUUCUUUUCGGAGACACACUCAACGUUCUCUACCCUUCAAUACCAUCAAAUGUCUGGAAGCUCGUUGGUUUCUUCAUUAUCGUGCCCACUGUUCUGCUUCCUCUCCGUCUUCUGUCACUCCCUUCUCUCCUUUCCUCAAUCUCCUCCUUUUUCCUCAUCAUAGUUCUUCUCGUCGACGGUUUUCUGCCUUCCCCUGAGCCCUCAUCGGCUUCGACCGGCUCUCUCCUCCACCCCUCACCAACCAGCCUUUCUCCUGAAUGGUCCCGUGGUAACUGGUUGGGCGGAAUAGGGCUUAUUCUAGCCGGUUUUGGAGGCCACGCAGUGAUGCCCAGUUUGGCGAGGGACAUGAAGCGGCCAGAGAAAUUUGAUGGGAUCGUUAAUUGGGCAUUUGCGAUAGCAACUGGCAUAUCUUUCACAGCAGGUGCCGCUGGGUAUCUUAUGUUCGGUGAGACCGUAUCUGACGAAGUUACGAAAGACCUGAUGCGAGAGAAGUAUCAUUACCCUCGAAUACUCAAUAUUGUGGCUCUAUGGAUGAUUGUCAUCAACCCCCUUACAAAAUUUGGGCUUUCCUCUCGUCCUCUCAAUCUGACAAUCGAAGGAAUACUUAGGAUAUCCCCUUCUCCACCACCGUCCCUCUUCUCUCCCUUUGAUGGUGGACUCGAAUCAGCGCUCGGGUCGGGUGCACCAGAGACAAGCCAAGUUAAUUUUCCCAAACGUCGCGAUCGGUCAUCUUUCUCUACUCGCAACGAUCCCCGCACAUCCCGUCGACCGUCUGCCCUCACCUCUCCAUCCAACUCUCGCCCCUUUCCUCAGUCCCAAUCUCAGAUAGUCGCCUUCGAGCAAUAUGUCUCUAAAGAACGCAAGAAGAGAUGGCUGCGAAUGGUGUCGCGAGUGGUCAUUACCGCUCUCUGUGUGGGUGUCGCUGUAGUCUUGCCGGGUUUCGGACGUGUGAUGGCCUUUUUGGGAAGUUUCUCCGCAUUUAUGAUUUGUAUCAUCUUGCCUCUCCUAUUCUACAUCCGCCUGUCCCCCACUCUCCUUCCAACUUGUCCCCCGUCGCCCCAUUCGCUCACAUUCCCACCGACUGCCCGCUCGCAACCAACGUCAAAAUGGGCCAGCGAGAAAUUUACGAAUGCGAUACACUGGGUAUUGGUAAUCGCCAGUACGGCGCUGAUGAUAGCCGGGACUAUAUGGGCGUUCUUGCCAGGAAGUGGGCAUGAUGAGUUGGAAACGUAGCGGUUUCGAGGGCAUAGAAGGGCUGUAACAGUUGUAGCAAGUGUUUCGUUUUGAUAGUUGUAUUUUUCAAAUCAGGUCUCGCAUUUUACUUUGCUGCUUUUGGUUAGAGAUAAGGAUUAGAAAUUAUAUAAGGAUCUAUAGACGAAUCUGAAACGUGGUAGAAUC